ACCAUCCGGGAAGCGUGCUUCACUGUUUGGGGAAAUACCUUCACCGAACGGUCCUUCCAGACUUCCAGCGCAGGGCUUUAUCUUUCUGUUUUGUUUUUAUGCUAGUAACAGUCUCCACUGCGUCGCGUUUAACGGAAACAACAGUGCUUCUCUGUGUUGCUGGGACGGUCACUGUUGUCGUGUGUCUUGGAGGGAACGGUUCGGAUUUGCCCUGACUGACUUCAGCUGCACCAUGUCCGAUUCGGUCCUGCUGCUCCUGAUACUCUUCCUCCUGCUGUGUUUGGUGCUGACGGUCGGUGGGCUGCUGGUGUACUCGGGGCUCCUUUCGGAGGUGGUCGUUAAAACGGGGGCUCCUCCGAUUAGGAACGUCACUGUCGCCUAUAAGCUCAAGCAGGGCGCCUACAAGGACAGCGGUGCAGCCUUCACGGAGACCUACAGCAUUGGCCCCAACCUCAGGCCCAUCGGGAUUUUCUACGAUGACCCCAAAAAGAUUCUUCCAGAGAAAUGUCGCUACAUAGUGGGCAGCGUCCUGUGCGAGGGCGAAGAGAAACCGGACGAAGAGCUGCUGAAGCUUUACGAGAAGUUUGGCUUCAAGGUGUUUUCUCUACCGGAAGUGAGCCAUGCGGUGACCACCGCCUUCCCUUGCACCACCAGUCUGUCCCACGUGCUGGCUGCUCACAGGGUUUAUCGGGAACUCUGUUCCUACAUUGAGGAAAGGAAACUAUGUGCCUUCCCAUUUAUUGAGAUUUUCCACUCGGAUGUCAUCAACUACAUGGCUCCUCUGUGUCGCCAGAUGGACUUCUAUGUGCCAGAACUCACAGAGCAGGUCAAAACAGACGGGAAAGACGAGGACUCUGAUGAGGACAGAGGAACUGACAUUACAGGUGCAGAUUCCCACAGCGACGUGAGCUCAGUGAGCGGCGGCGUGCCUUGGGACAGCAGGGAGACUUCGCUGGCAGCUUCCACCGCUGCCUCUCUGGCCUCCUCUCUGCCCCUCAGAGACAUAAUGGACUCAAAUGAAGACAAUAAGCACAGGGAGCACAGCGACAGAGGUUCAAACGACUCUGUGGGCAGCGGCUCAUCCUUCGAAGAACUUGACAUGGACCAGGAGGAGCUGGAGGAGGGAGACGGAAUGGAGGGCGAGAAGGAAAAAGGAACCCCCGAAGAAGAAGAAGAAGAGGAGGAAGGAGAAGAAGAAAAAGAAGGUGCUGGAGAAGAGGCUGGAUUGGUUGCAAAGAGGAAGUUCCUGGGAGACGGAGAGGAGUAGGAAGGACGCUGGAGAAAGAAGGGACGUGGCCGUUUGACUGGCAUGCUAGAGUGUUUCUCAGCUGUGCUGUGGUUGGUUAUCUGUCAGAGUUGUUGGUGGAUCUAAAGCUGUUCAUGCCAUGACCAACACCACCUUUUUCCUGCACCUUCUAACAAAGCCUGUACUCUUUAACGUAAUCUCAGAUUUUAGGGGCCCUGGUUGUGUGUUUGGAUGCUGCCAGGACACGAUGCGCAGUGACAGGUGUUUUCAUUUCAACCAGGAUACGAUGUAACUGUGGGUCCGAUUUUUGGAAGGUUCGAUUUAAAACACCUAAAAUUAGGAGUAAUUGGGUUGUUAAAUACAUAAACUGCUGCUGUUUUAGCGAUUAGACCCGAUAAAUUAUUUAUUUUAAAAUAAAAAAAGAAAAAGUAAAAUCGGAGGCAAUAAAACAACUUAUUGACAUCACCAGCUUUUCCUUCGAGAGUGUACAGGUUAUUCUGUCAUAAUCACUUUUUAAUGCGAUCUGUCUUUCCAAAUUUACACCAUUAACCCACUCUUCACCCAGUUUAUUUUCUUCCCCAUGUAGCCAGAAUUCGUCUAUCAGAAACUAUUUGUGUUCUCUUUGUAAGUUGACAUUGUGCUGGAAAUGUAGAAAUGUAUUGCCAUGUUUGUGUCCCUCUGUGCUGAAUAAAAUUUUCAAAUGGGAAGUGUA
This is a messenger RNA of Poecilia latipinna (sailfin molly), 1958 nucleotides long. RefSeq names its product testis expressed 264, ER-phagy receptor a (gene tex264a). The transcript is spliced from 4 exons. NCBI's taxonomy places the organism in Eukaryota, Metazoa, Chordata, Actinopteri, Cyprinodontiformes, Poeciliidae. The record is from RefSeq and is a predicted model, not a curated record. The coding region runs from base 233 to 1267 and encodes 344 amino acids. Gene Ontology annotation, cellular component: endoplasmic reticulum membrane; autophagosome membrane; nucleus. Gene Ontology annotation, biological process: reticulophagy; protein-DNA covalent cross-linking repair.